AUGGCCUCCAAGGACAAGUUCAAGAUAAGGGAAUACCCAGCCCCUGACAUGGCCUCUAUACUCAGGGCCACAUCCACUGUAGAGGCGAGGCCCCUGAAGCUGGGGUCCAGUGGUGCCAAAGAGGUUUGGGGUAGGGUCGAGCACCUCUCUAAAGAUAAAACUCAAGGGCUCCCUAAGAGGGGGCACCUCAGAGCCGAGGCUGAGGAAGCCAAGGAAGAGGCUGCGAAGAGGGCAACUGAGGCGGCAGAGGAGGAGGCCACCAAGCAGAGGCCUGCGAGGGUACAAUGGAAGUCUCUGAGCUUCCUUGUCGAAAGGGAGGAGGUUCUAGCUCCAGCAUUGGUAGAGGCUUUGCCACCUGAGAUUGGAAGUGCCAUAGAAAGCUUCUACAAAUUCUGGACGGAUCGGGAGGCCCUUACUGACUUUCAAACAAGGACUCAGUCCUCGAAGAAGAAGAUGGCCUCCCUUAUAGAGGAGCUAAAGGGAGCUAGAGUCGAGACGGAGGAAGCAAGAGCCCAAAAACUUGAAGAUAUGGCCAAGCUAAAGUCUGCCUUGGCUUGGAUCAAGGCGUUGAAGAAGGAGGUGUAUGAGUCCCAAUGCAAGGUGGCCUCCUUAACUGAGAAAGUGGAGGUUUCCAAUGACCACCAGAAGGUGACUGCGGAAGCCUUGGAGAAAACAAAUUUGGAGCUGGCUGGGGCCCAAGAAGCGUACAAGUUCUUGGAGGGCCAGAUAAAGUGGUAUGUUGAUAAUGCAACCAAGGCAAGAGAGGAGGCCCAUGAGGCGAGGGAGGAGGCUGUGAAUGACUACAUCGCCAACUUCCACAAUACCGAGGAGUACAAGAGCUUCAGCACUUGCUGGAGAAAUUUUGCUUAUGCCAAGAUGAUGGAGAGGGCUAAGGAACUCUACCCAGAUCAAGACCUAUCACGGCUGAGGUUGGAGUUUGUGGAUGAAGUGCCUCAAACCCCAGCUGAUGAGGCAGUUGGAGAUGAAGUAGCAAAGGCAGAAGAAGAAAGUUCUAAUGCUCAAGCCGCGGAGGCCCCGGCUGUUGAGGCACCUCCAUCGUCGUCCCAGGCUUAG
This is a messenger RNA of Olea europaea var. sylvestris, 1074 nucleotides long. RefSeq lists its product as uncharacterized. The transcript is spliced from 4 exons. Bases 1 to 1074 code for a protein of 357 amino acids. Lineage: Eukaryota; Viridiplantae; Streptophyta; Magnoliopsida; Lamiales; Oleaceae. The record is from RefSeq and is a predicted model, not a curated record.